UAUAGCAAAAUUUUAAUAUAAAAUUAUAAAAAUUAUAAAAUUGAAAAAGAUAAAAAAAAGGGUUAUGUUUAGGAACCCGCAGGAUGAACACGUUCGGCGCCCAUUACCACCAAUUGGCGCCGAACGGGCUGCCCGUCUUGCGGCUCGCAACAGCCUCAACUUGAAGACAUCGCAGGGCGGCGGAGGUGCCACCGAUGUGUGGCAGAACCCGGGUGGCUCUGAGCAUGGAUGCACCCCCUUCCGGGUCUGCGGUCUGUGGAGUGUGGGCGACGAGGAUGGCAUCGAGCAUGACGAGAACUGUGUCCAUCGGCAGCAGAACGCGGCACUGGCGGCAUGCCUUGGACGCGGGAAUCCCUGGUCGUGGAUGGGCUCCACCUGGAGCGGUGCUGGCGGCAGUAACAACUUCGGUGGUGGUGGCACUGUGAGUGGCUGGGAGCGAGACACGAUGCUGGAUAGUGUCGCCAAUCGUGGUGGUAUGGGACAUCGGGAUCCUGGCGAGACCUUCACAGCCAAUAUGGGUUCGCAGCGCUAUCAGCCGCAGGGACAUCAAACCCAUCAUCAUAAUCAGCAGCAGCAGCAUCAGCAGCAGCAUCAGCAGCAGCAGCAUCAGCAGCAGCAACAUCAUCAACCGCAACACCACCACCAGCAGCCGCAGCAGCCGCCGCAGCAGCAGCACCACCAGCCGCAUCAUCAACCACAACUUCAGUCGCAGCACCACCAGCUACCGCAUCAACAGGCCCCACCCCAGAUGCACCAGCAGGUGCACCCCCAGCUCCACCGUCAUCCCCAUCCGGAGACAGCGCCCAUGACCCAGCCCCCCACCUAUCGGGCUCCGUCCCUGUUGCAUCGCUCCAAUUUGGGGCACGUAUCUACCCCCGAUUCCGGGUCUACUCUCUUCCACGAGCUACUCCGCGCCCAGGAGAGGACUUGCAGCCUGGCACAGCGCAUCCAUGAUCUACUACCCACCGAUCCACUGCGCCGGCAGUUCCAGCACCAGCUGUUCAACCAACAGAUCCAGAUCGAACAGCAGCUCUGUGUGGUACUGGAGCAGAAGCUGGACUUGGUCACCAAGGCGAUGCACGUGAGUCCCGAACUGGCACACUCCUACUACCUGUUCCAGCCGACCUCCGACUGGGGUGGCAUUGGGGCGGCACUCGCCACGGGCAUAUCGCCCGGGAAUAUGGGUACCAAUGUCCCGACUGGCGUCAGAGCCUCGACACCGCUACCAUCUACGGAUCAUGCUGAUCUCAGUCUGGACAUGUCCCGGCUUGGAAUGCGUAGCCCGGAGGUUACACCGGCGGCCACAUCAACACCUUUGCAGGAGAAUCGUACGUGUCCCAGUCCGGGAGGUCCUGUCAGUAUUUCUGUGCCUGGUCCCAGUCGAGUUACCAUGAGCCAGGGCACCAAUACGAUGUCACCACCCGCCCAUAUGGGUCAUCUGCAGAGCAACUGCAUCCCGUCGACCUCUAAUUCCGCCUCCGUAGCCGCUCCUCCCUCCAUCCAGUACAAUACUGUGGCCAGAUGCGCUGCGAUGGAGGGGAAUCAGUGCCUUGUUGAUACUUUCCGGGAGGAUUUGGAGAGAUCAUGAGGCCAGGCGAUCGGGGGCGGGAUUAGGGGCGACACAGACAUCCAAAUGAACUAUGGUGGGAGUACGAGAGAGAUCCAGGAGUAUCCAGAUGUGGCAAGAUCCGGAAGAGUUGCCGGAAGAGUUCCGGAAGGAGGUAAUACCCAUAGUAACACUAAUGAUUUAGGCUGGGGUCCUGACCUCGAAUGGAAUGUCUGGCGUCGAUAUCCGAAACGGAAAACAAAUCGAAAAUAUCGUAGAAAUAUGAAAGUGAAGCAGGACAUUAAUCUGCUGUUCCAAGAUGAGGACAAGGAGAAUAAUAUUCGGAGAGUUGUGAAUGAAAAGGAUUUCGCAAAGGAGUUUAAGAUAGAGUCCAAGGACAAGCCGCUGGAUCAGGACAGAGCUGAUUGAUUAUUUUUAAAUGUGGGAGAAGUCGAGACCCAGAGAUGUUAGGAGCAUUUUACACUGAAAAAAACAUCUGACAAUGGGAUACUUCAACUUUUGGGAAAUGCGCUCAUCGAAACACAAGGAAACUGUUUGGAAAUUAGUUAAGAGCUAUACAGGAAUAACAAUGGAAUCACACUGGAAAGACACGAG
Molecule: messenger RNA, 2161 nt
Organism: Drosophila ananassae
Lineage: Eukaryota; Metazoa; Arthropoda; Insecta; Diptera; Drosophilidae
Product: RNA polymerase II degradation factor 1-like
Exons: 2
Coding region: 65-1588 (507 amino acids)
Source: RefSeq, a predicted model, not a curated record